AUGGCCACCAUCACCUGCAACCGCUUCACCGAGGAGUACCAGCUCUUUGAGGAACUGGGCAAGGGCGCUUUCUCCAUCGUCCGGAGAUGCGUGAAGGUGUUGGCAGGACAAGAGUAUGCGGCCAAAAUCAUCAACACCAAGAAGCUGUCUGCCCGAGAUCACCAGAAGCUGGAACGAGAGGCUCGGAUCUGCCGCCUCCUGAAGCACCCCAACAUCGUGAGGCUCCACGACAGCAUCUCCGAAGAGGGCCACCACUACCUGAUAUUCGACCUGGUCACCGGCGGGGAGCUGUUUGAGGACAUCGUGGCCAGGGAGUACUACAGCGAAGCGGAUGCCAGCCACUGCAUCCAGCAGAUCCUGGAGGCUGUCCUGCACUGCCACCAGAUGGGGGUGGUCCAUCGGGACCUGAAGCCUGAGAACCUGCUGCUGGCCUCCAAGCUGAAGGGAGCCGCCGUCAAGCUGGCUGACUUCGGCCUCGCCAUCGAGGUGGAGGGGGACCAGCAAGCCUGGUUCGGUUUCGCUGGCACCCCGGGAUACCUCUCCCCCGAGGUGCUCCGGAAGGAUCCCUAUGGCAAAGCUGUGGACCUGUGGGCUUGCGGCGUCAUCCUGUACAUCCUGCUGGUCGGGUACCCGCCCUUCUGGGAUGAAGACCAGCACCGACUCUACCAGCAGAUCAAGGCCGGGGCGUACGAUUUCCCCUCCCCUGAAUGGGACACGGUCACUCCUGAAGCAAAAGAUCUCAUCAACAAGAUGUUGACCAUAAACCCCUCCAAGCGCAUCACGGCAGCGGAGGCUCUGAAGCACCCCUGGAUAUCGCACCGUGCCACUGUGGCCUCAUGCAUGCACAGGCAGGAGACGGUGGACUGCCUGAAGAAGUUCAAUGCCCGGAGGAAGCUAAAGGGAGCCAUCCUCACCACCAUGCUGGCCACCAGGAACUUCUCCGGAGGCAAGAGCGGUGGCAACAAGAAGAAUGACGGCGUGAAGAAAAGAAAGUCCAGUUCCAGCGUUCAGUUAAUGGAAUCGUCGGAGAGCACCAACACCACCAUCGAGGAUGAAGACACCAAAGUGAGGAAGCAAGAAAUCAUUAAGGUGACAGAGCAGCUGAUCGAAGCAAUAAGCAACGGCGACUUUGAGUCCUACACGAAGAUGUGUGACCCCGGGAUGACUGCCUUCGAGCCUGAGGCUCUGGGGAACCUCGUGGAAGGCCUGGAUUUCCAUCGAUUCUACUUUGAAAACCUGUGGUCCCGGAACAGCAAACCCGUGCACACGACGAUCCUGAACCCCCACAUCCACCUGAUGGGGGACGAGUCGGCCUGCAUCGCCUACAUCCGCAUCACGCAGUACGUGGACGCGGGGGGCAUCCCCCGCACCGCCCAGUCCGAGGAGACCCGCAUCUGGCACCGCCGGGAUGGCAAAUGGCAAAUCGUCCACUUCCACAGAUCCGGCGCGCCCUCCGUCCUACCGCAGUAA
Molecule: messenger RNA, 1470 nt
Organism: Cygnus atratus (black swan)
Lineage: Eukaryota; Metazoa; Chordata; Aves; Anseriformes; Anatidae
Gene: CAMK2A
Product: calcium/calmodulin dependent protein kinase II alpha
Exons: 18
Coding region: 1-1470 (489 amino acids)
Biological process (GO): protein phosphorylation
Cellular component (GO): neuron projection; cytoplasm
Molecular function (GO): ATP binding; calcium/calmodulin-dependent protein kinase activity; calmodulin binding
Source: RefSeq, a predicted model, not a curated record